Messenger RNA from Styela clava, 2424 nucleotides. The record is from RefSeq and is a predicted model, not a curated record. Lineage: Eukaryota; Metazoa; Chordata; Ascidiacea; Stolidobranchia; Styelidae.
UUUGAUUUUAGUACGCUGUUAGUUGGCAUAUAUAUGUGGGUCCACAGCUACUAGACUACAGUCACUCUUACCUAGGGUGAAUCUACAACCCUCCACUACAACACGUAAGUAUAAAUAAGAAAGAGGCGUCAGACAAGGAGACAAUCUAUCGAUGGUACUAUUUACAAUUGCGAUUGACCCGCUACUGCUGCAAAUAACAAAAGACACGGAGAUAGUACCAAUAAAGCUCAAAGCGACAGCGCAAGAAUUCAAAACACCAUCUUAUGCUGACGAUCUGACGCCCACAGUAAAUACGGAAUACUCUAUAUACAAAGCGAUCCAGACAAUCGAAGAUUUUAGAAAGAUAUCAGGUCUACAAAUAAACCCUCAAAAAACUCAAGGCAUACAAUUUGGAAAGAUGAAAAAAAUCCCCGAAAUUAUAUGGAAACAAUCCAUAAACAUACUUGGCCACCAGCAUGGAUGUAUUAACGCGAAAGACCAUUGGAUAAACGAAAUAAAAAUACUGCGGCAAACCACCUUGAAAUAUCAACCUCGACGCCUAACAAUGGAACAAAAAAGAAUGAUAGUAAACAGUAAAAUGCUGCCAAUAUUCUUGUACAAAAGCACUCCCCGACAUAUGACAAAAACGGUAAAGUCGGAAAUAAAGAAGGAAAUAAUGAAAUUCUGCUUCGAAGGCAAAGAAAAUAUUGACUACGAACUCCUAGUGCGACAAAAGAACAAUGGUGGCUAUAAUGUAAUAGAUAUUCCAACAUUCGUUGAUAUCAUGUACAUAGCACCAGAACUGAAAUACUGCAGAAAUCCAGAAGACCAUCAAUGUCACCCGAUCAACAAAACGAUAAAUUACCAAUUGGGAUACCAACUGAAAAAAUUCGCCGAUUUAAAGCUAACAUUAAAUCGACCACAUACAUGGAAUCCGGAACAACAAUGGGCAAUAGUAGUGCAAAUUAUAAAGGAAAACAAUAUGACAAAACAAGAAAUACAGACCUGCUCAAAUAAGAAAAUAUAUCAAAGAAUAGUUGACAACAGAAACAAAUGGAAAACAACAUAUUUCGCCAAUCACAAUUGGAUUAAUAUACACAGCAAUAUAUUAGAUGAAAACGACAAAACCCUAAAUUGGAAGAUUGCCCACAAGAUCUUACCAUCCAACAAUAAACCAAGGAUAUACUUCACCAGCAAAUCAAAGAGAUGUACAUUUUGUAAAACUGAGAUUGAAACAUAAAUGCACCUAUUCACGAAAUGCAAAAUCACGUGUAAAGUAUCGUCUGAAGCCCUUAAUAUCGGGGCAAGAGAAUUUAGUCAAGGCCGGGUAAAGCCGACAGAGGCAGUGAUGAUACACUUAAAAUUUCACGAUAAGAUAGAGACAAACAUUUCGGCCAAAACAACUUUAAUCUACCUCACAACAGCUAUUAAAAGGAGCAUCUGGACUGAAAGAAAUAAAAUAAUCCAAACGAAACAACCGCCGUCAAUUAAAACAAUAUUAGCAAAAAUAACUGCUGGAAUAAACUACAAAAUCAAACUGAUGAAUUAUGCAAAAAGAUCUGAGCACAACAAAGAGCUCUUAACUCUAGAACAAAUAGCCAACAAUAUGGUUGAAAAAUAUCAAAAUGAUGUGGGAAUAACUCGAAAUCCCUGUAGUUUUAGCCAAUUAAAAACAUGUAGCAUAUAGGAACAUGUUGUUGAACGUUGUUGAUGUAGUUUAAUAUUGUAGAUAUACACGGAGCACAAACGAUGAAGACAUGACGACACGACAACGAUCCAGACGACUUGACUCCUAAUAUAAGACCUUUUAAUACCUCUCCUAAAUAUCUAAUUGAAACCUUAUUUAUACGUAUGCGCGUAUGGUGAUAUCGAUUCCAUUAGGGUUAUCGAUUCGGGUUGGAAUACUAAUUAGCAUCUGGUGUCAUCGAUCCAAUUAUAUUUUUGGUUGGCAUCUGUUGUAUAAUUACAACGGGCCCUUUAUCGAUCAAAUUUAUGAAUUUGGAAAAUUUCGGAAUAAGCAAUUUUUUUAGUCUUUUUAUAAAUUUUACUUGAAAUAACGAAUUUAUCCCUAAAUAUAUCUACACCCUUUAGAUUGGAAAUCGGGGUUUUGGGCGUAUUUGUCACCUAACAUACGUAAAUUUCAAAAACACAUUGAAUAUGACAAAAACACACAAUCGAAAAAUAUACAUAAUGAAAUUCAAAAAAUAUGGGACGAAAAGAUUUAAUAAUGAGAGGGAAGUAGGAUGACAGUAAGAGUAUAGAUUAGAAAAGAAAAGGCAAUUUAUUGUUUUUUAAAUUUGAUUUCGACAGAUAAAACUGAUAUUUCAAUUCAAUAUACUUCGUCACACUGAAUUACUGAUAGCUCAUGUGUUUGAAUAAAUAGCGCUUUGUAAGUUCGCUUGUUGCGAUAUGUUGAUAGUGCCAGCUUCGGGCUUUGAAAAAAAA